Molecule: messenger RNA, 1059 nt
Organism: Zeugodacus cucurbitae (melon fly)
Lineage: Eukaryota; Metazoa; Arthropoda; Insecta; Diptera; Tephritidae
Exons: 3
Coding region: 302-928 (208 amino acids)
Source: RefSeq, a predicted model, not a curated record
UGAGUCGCUGUUCAGUCGCUGCAGAGAUACGAUAACGAAUUGUCGCAAAGUUUCUAAACGCGCGCAUUAAAACAAACAAAGAAAGGCAAAACUUGCACUCAGCGCCGCAGAAAUUCGCAGAAAUUCAAAAUUGUUUUGAGUUUUUGUGCUCAAAGUUUUUGAAAGCCAUUUUGGGACUAGGUGUGUGUGUGUGAAUGCAUACCAGAAAUAUAUGUGAAAUCUUCAAUAAAGUUUUGCUGAUUUUGGAAACAUUUUAGCAAAAACACCUCAGCAAGUUGUCUCAUCAAAACCAUCGAACAAUAUGCGACGAUUCGGAAAACUACCACUCAAUCUCAUCGUUCUACUUUCUGGGCUCGUUUGUAUUAGUCUAACUGAUCUUGCAAGCGCUUAUAGCCAAGUGAUCACCGAUACAUAUAGCCAGACCAUAGCCGGCGAUGUUAUUGUUUACUUAAACGCAACAUACUGGCGUUGCGAUCGCGUCUUAUGUCCUGCAGGCACUGAUCAAUGUGUGGUGACGAAGUCUAGAUCGCCUACAGAACCAAACGAUUUAAUCCGUAGAAAUAUAUGUGUGUCCUCCACCGACGAGAGGCUUAUCGACGAGGCUUUCACUGAACCUAUAAAACCAUAUGAAAAUAUCAAUUUGAAACUGGUUGUGAGCAGCAGCGGUGCAUCUGUCGUACAAGAAUCAUCCUACUCGAAUACCUAUACAUCAUAUUCACGCGAUUCUGCAACUGUGAAUGCUGCAGUAAAUGCAGCUGAGCAUGCAGCCGCCGAUGCGGUUGCGAAUGCCGCUGCGAAUACUGCCCAGAUUAAUCGUCAUAUCGCUAGAACUCUACAGCAGACCGGUGAAGCAGUGAGACGAAGUCUCCAAGAAGCUCAUCAAGAUUUUAUCGAAGCAUUCCGAAGUGCAGGCUUUUGGGGAAAAUAAGGAAGUAAUAUGGAAGACGGGGAGUGGAUCUUGCAGGACACUGUUUUCAGUUUAAAAAGACCUAUAACUUAUAACCUAUAAAAUCUAUAUGUAUAUAACUGUUACGAGUAUAAUAAAACCACUUAUAUAGA